This is a messenger RNA of Naumovozyma dairenensis CBS 421, 1374 nucleotides long. It is a transcript of the gene NMT1, whose product is annotated as glycylpeptide N-tetradecanoyltransferase NMT1. The transcript has a single exon. The record is from RefSeq and is a predicted model, not a curated record. Gene Ontology annotation, cellular component: cytoplasm. Gene Ontology annotation, biological process: N-terminal peptidyl-glycine N-myristoylation. The coding region runs from base 1 to 1374 and encodes 457 amino acids. Gene Ontology annotation, molecular function: glycylpeptide N-tetradecanoyltransferase activity. NCBI's taxonomy places the organism in Eukaryota, Fungi, Ascomycota, Saccharomycetes, Saccharomycetales, Saccharomycetaceae.
AUGGACGAAAAAAAGUUGCAGGAUUUGUUGAAAUUACUGCAGAUAAACAAUGGAGACUUAACGAAGUUGAACGCACAACAACGUAAAGAUAUGAAAGAUUAUAAAUUUUGGAAAACUCAACCGGUUGCUUCGUUUGAUGAAAAAAUUGAUACUGAAGGUCCGAUUGACGCUACAAAGAAACCAGAGGAUAUUCCUGAUGAUCCGUAUCCAUUAUUAAAUGAGUUCGAAUGGUGUAAUAUCAAUAUCGAUGAUUCGCAACAAUUACAAGACGUGUUUGUACUAUUGAAUGAAAACUAUGUUGAAGAUAAAGAUGCAGAAUUUAGAUUCAACUAUACUCCAGAAUUUUUCAAUUGGGCCUUAAAGUCUCCAGGUUGGAAAAAUGAGUGGCAUGUUGGUGUCCGUGUCAAGCAAACUCAAAAACUGAUCGCAUUUAUUUCUGCCAUCCCAAUCUCGUUACAAAUAAGAGGUAAGACGAUCACCAGUGUAGAAAUUAAUUUCCUUUGCGUUCAUAAACAAUUAAGGUCAAAGAGGUUGACACCAGUUUUGAUUAAAGAGAUUACAAGAAGAGUUAAUAAACAUGAUAUUUGGCAAGCGUUAUAUACAGCAGGAAUAGUACUACCAUCCCCGGUAAGUACUUGUCGUUACACUCAUCGUCCCCUAAAUUGGAGUAAAUUAUACGACGUGGGGUUCACUGAUUUACCACCAAAUGCUAGCAAGGCCCAAAUGGUUGCCGAAUAUACAGUCCCAAAUAAAACUAAAUUAAAUGGAUUGAGGCCCAUGACUAUGGAUGAUAUCGAUGAAGUUUAUAAUCUAUUUGAAAAAUAUCAAUCAAGAUUUGAUUUAAUCCAAACGUUUACCAAGGAUGAAUUUAAACAUUGGUUCCUUGGGCAUGUUGAAAAGUCAAAUCAAGAACAAGACGUAAAGAAGAAAAUCGUUUUCUCUUAUGUUGUUGAAAACAAGGAAACAAACAACAUUACGGAUUUCUUUUCCUUCUAUUCAUUACCAUUCUCAAUUUUAAAGAAUCCAACCUAUAAAGAGCUUGGUAUUGGUUAUUUAUAUUAUUAUGCCACUGAUGCAGAUUUCGAAUUCAAUGAUCGUUUUAGCCCAGAAGCUACCAAGAAGUUAAGGAAAAGAUUAGACGAGCUGAUCAGUGAUGCAUUAAUAUUGGCUAAACAAGCUAACAUGGAUGUAUUUAACGCGCUGACCUCGCAAGACAAUACCUUAUUUUUGGAUGAUCUAAAAUUUGGAGCAGGGGACGGAUUCUUGAAUUUCUAUGUCUUCAAUUAUAAAGCAUUCCCAGUUACAGGCGGGUUGAAAGAAGAUAAAUCAUAUGAUGUCGAGAAACGAAGUAAUGUUGGUGUCGUUAUGCUUUAG